Passer montanus (Eurasian tree sparrow) is the source of this 8260-nucleotide messenger RNA. RefSeq names its product mucin-2-like. The transcript is spliced from 31 exons. Bases 32 to 8260 code for a protein of 2742 amino acids. The record is from RefSeq and is a predicted model, not a curated record. Gene Ontology annotation, molecular function: protein binding. Gene Ontology annotation, cellular component: extracellular matrix. NCBI's taxonomy places the organism in Eukaryota, Metazoa, Chordata, Aves, Passeriformes, Passeridae.
CCCAACAUCCUUGUGCCAAACUCCACUCAAGAUGGGGUUUGGCAGGGGGAUAUUGCUACCAGAAUGGGCUUUCCUGUUAGCAGUUUGCUGUAUCCAUCAAAUAGGAGGUCAAACUGGAAGUCAGUUGUCUGGGAGUCUUCUACAGAAUGCUUCAAUCAAAAUCUCAGAUAACUUCAACGUCUUCUCACCACUGCUAACAAAUCUAGCAAUAACACCUGCUAAUCCUGCUCACAAUGGCCGUGUGUGCAGCACAUGGGGCAACUUCCACUUCAAGACCUUCGACGGGGACAUAUUCACCUUCCCUGGGCUCUGUAAUUACGUUUUUGCCUCCCACUGCAACGCUCCCUAUGAGGAUUUCAACAUCCAGAUUAGGCGUGAAGUGGUGGCAAACACUCCAACAAUCAACCACAUCACCAUGAAAAUCGAAGGUGUUGUUGCUGAACUAACAAAAGAUGCUGUCAUGGUCGAUGGCAACAGAGUUCAGCUGCCAUAUAGUCAAUCUGGUAUUACGAUAGAGAAGAGCAGCAUUUAUGUGAAAGUUGGCAGCAAAAUCGGUGUUGUGUUAUUGUGGAAUGAAAAGGACAGCAUUCUGCUGGAAUUGAAUGAGAAAUAUGCCAAUCAGACAUGUGGACUUUGUGGUGACUUCAAUGGCUUUCCCAUAUACAAUGAGUUCAUUUCAAACAAUAUUAAGAUGACAGCCUUGCAGUUUGGGAAUAUGCAGAAAAUGGAUGGGCCAACAGAACACUGUGAAGACUCCACUUCUAUCCCGACAUAUAACUGCUCUGAUAAUCUUGAUGACAUUUGUGAGAAAACAUUGACCAGCUCUGCGUUUGCAGACUGUAAUGACCUAGUUGAUGUUGAAGACUACAUCAAGAUUUGCCAAAAUGACUUGUGCCGCUCUGCAGAAUCUGAAAACAGCACAUGCAUCUGUGACACCUUCGCUGAGUACUCCCGGCAGUGUGCUCAUGCUGGUGGGCAGCCCCUGGACUGGAGAACUUCAAAACUGUGCCCCAAGAAGUGUCCUUACAACAUGCAGUACCAGGAGUGCAACUCCCCCUGUACUGAUACAUGCACGAAUCCUGAACGAUCUCUGUUUUGUGAAGAACACUGUAUUGAUGGCUGUUUCUGCCCCCCAGGCAAGUCCUUAAGGACUGUAUUUGAUGACAUCAACAACUCUGGCUGCAUUCCCCAGCAGGAGUGCUCCUGUAUUUACAAUGGCAAAACCUAUGCUACGGGAGCUUCUUUUUCAGAGCCAUGCCAGACCUGCACCUGUAAUGGAGGCCAGUGGAGCUGCCAAGACAAGUCAUGCCCAGGAACGUGCUCUGUCGUGGGAGGCUCCCACAUUUCCACAUAUGAUAAGAAGCACUAUGAUCACCACGGAGACUGCAUCUACGUCCUCUCUAAGGACUGUAAAGAUGAAAAAUUUACCAUCCUGGCAGAACUACGCAAGUGUGGCCUGACCGACACCGAGACCUGCCUGAAGUCAGUGACCCUCAACAUGAAUAAAGGACAAACUAUCGUGGAGGUCAAACCUGAUGGCGGUGUGUUUGUGAACUCCAUCUACACCCAGCUGCCCAUGUCAGCAGCUAAUGUCACCAUGUUCAGACCUUCCUCAUUCUUCAUGAUCAUGGACACAAGCUUUGGGGUCCAGGUUGAGGUGCAGUUCACACCCGUGAUGCAAGUGUUUGUGCGUCUGGAUGCUUCUUUCAAAAACCACACUUGUGGUCUCUGUGGAAAUUUCAAUAACAUCCAAACUGAUGACUUCAAGGUCAUAAGUGGAAUAAUUGAAGGAACAGCAUCAGCAUUUGCUAACACAUGGAAAACUCAGGCUUCAUGCCCUAAUAUCCAGCAGAGUUUUGAGAAUCCUUGUGCACUCAGCAUUGAUAAUGAAAAAUACGCUCAGCAUUGGUGUGGACUGCUCACUGACAGCACAGGACCUUUUGCUGCUUGUCACUAUGCAGUGAAUCCUGCUGUUUACCACACGAACUGCAUGUUUGACACAUGUAACUGUGAAAACAGUGAGGACUGUCUGUGUGCAGCUCUCUCUGCCUAUAUGAGAGCUUGUGCUGAAAAAGGAAUCCAGCUGCAGGGAUGGAGGACUGAUGUCUGCACAAAAUACACCACCUCAUGUCCCAAAUCCCUGAGCUACAGCUAUACCAUCUCUUCCUGCCAACCCACCUGCCGCUCUCUGAGUGAGCCUGAUGUCACAUGCAGCAUCAAGUUUGUCCCAGUUGAUGGCUGUACCUGCGUAAAUGGAACCUACAUGGAUGACAGUGGCAAAUGUGUGCCUGCUAAUGAAUGCCCCUGCUACUACAAAGGGUCUCCUGUACCAUUUGGAGAAGUGGUCCAUGAAAGUGGGCGUGUAUGCACUUGUGUCCAGGGAAGACUGAAUUGCAUUGGAGCACCAAAUCCUACUUCAGUCUGUGAAUCUCCCAUGGUCUACUUUGACUGUCAAAACAACACAGCAGGAACAACUGGAGCAGAAUGUCAAAAAAGUUGCCAGACUCUGGAUAUGCAGUGUUAUAGCUCACAAUGUACAUCUGGCUGCAUAUGCCCAGAUGGGCUUGUGUUAGAUGGGAAGGGUGGUUGUAUUCCUGAAGAGGAAUGUCCAUGUAUUCACAAUGAAGCCAUGUACCAGCCUGGGGAAAAGAUCAACUUCGACUGUAACACCUGUGUAUGCAAGAAUAGGAAGUGGGAAUGCACCAAAGAUCAAUGUCUGGGCACUUGUGCUGUUUAUGGAGAUGGUCAUUAUAAUACCUUUGAUGACAAAAGAUUCAGCUUCAAUGGAAAUUGUGAAUACACACUAGUCCAGGAUCACUGUGGGAAAAGUGGAGCAGUCAAUGGGACCUUCAGGGUUGCCACUGAAAAUGUUCCUUGUGGCAACACUGGGACAACUUGCUCAAAGUCUAUCAAAGUCUUCUUAGAGAGCUAUGAGCUGAUCCUUAGUGAAGAGAGCGUCAGUGUCAUAAAGAGAGGAGAGAAUGACGAGGUGCCAUACACAGUCCGCUAUAUGGGGAUGUACCUGGUCAUUGAGACCAAAAAUGGACUGAUCCUCAUGUGGGACAAGAAAACCAGCAUCUUCAUCAAGCUCAGCCCUGGUUUCAAGGGCCAGGUCUGUGGUCUUUGUGGAAAUUAUGAUGGUAACAGCAUCAAUGACUUUACUACAAGGAGUCAAUCUGUAGUAGAGAAUGUCCUCGAGUUUGGAAACAGCUGGAAAGUAUCCUCUACAUGCCCUGAUGCUUCCAGUGUCAAGGACCCAUGUUCUACCAACCCUUAUCGGAAAUCCUGGUCAGAGAAGCAGUGUAGCAUCAUCAACAGCAAUGUCUUUGCUGCCUGUCACUCCCAGGUUGAACCAGCAAAAUAUUACCAAGCAUGUGUGACAGAUGCUUGUGCCUGUGACACUGGAGGAGACUGUGAUUGCUUUUGUACAGCAGUAGCUGCCUAUGCUCAAGCAUGCAGUGAAGUUGGUGUAUGCGUAGCCUGGAGAAGCCCAACAAUUUGUCCACUGUUCUGUGAUUACUACAAUCAGCAAGGAGAAUGCGAAUGGCACUAUAAACCUUGUGGUGCUUCCUGUAUGAAGACCUGUAAGAACCCAAGUGGAAAAUGCCUCAAUGACCUGCCAGGUUUAGAAGGCUGCUAUCCUAACUGCCCACCAGACAAGCCAUAUUUUCAUGAGGAUCAGAUGAAGUGUGUUAGUCUCUGUGACUGUUAUGAUGAUGAAGAUGGAAAGAUAUAUAAGCGGGAUGAAUGUAAUAUAUGUGAGUGCACAUCAGAAGGUUUACAGUGCAAGUUCGAUGAUAAAGCCUGCAACUGCAUUUAUGAAGGGAAUAGCUAUAAAUAUGGUGAACUCAUCUACAACACCACAGAUGGAACUGGAUGGUGUUUCAGUGCAACAUGCGAUGUCAACGGAACGAUAAGCAGAAACAUCUUUAAAUGUGGCAUUUUUACAACAACCCCAUUUACAUUUUCCACAAGUCAGCCCACGACUACUGCUUCAGAAACGACAACUGCAACACCAAUGACAACUGUAUGUGUGAAAAAUGUCUGUGUGUGGUCAGAAUGGUAUGAUACCACUCAGCCUGAAAACAAAGAGGACAGUGGAGAUUAUGAAACUUAUCAAAAUCUCAAGGAUAAAGGAUACAGUGUGUGUACAAACCCAAGCGAUGUUCAAUGCAGAGCCAAAGAACACCCAGAUACUGAAAUCACCAACCUUAACCAAACUGUAGAGUGUAGUCAAAGCAGAGGAUUAAUAUGCAAUAACCAUGACCAAGAAUCUAAGCAGUGCUAUAAUUAUGAAAUCAGAAUAUUAUGCUGCAGAUACAUACCAUGUUCAGAAGCACAAACUACAACAACCACAACCACAAGAGAAUUCACAACUACUACUGUAGAAUCAACACCAUUUACAGUACAGACAACAAUAAUACCAACAACACAAAAACAAGAAAGUGAAGUAACUACAACACCAAUGAGAGACCGAGAAAGAACGACGACUCAGACCGAAACGUCAGUAAAAACAACACCACCACAAUUUUCAACAACAGAGUACCAAAUCACAACUACUACAGCAGAAACCUCCACUGUGACAACCCAGGUUUCAACAUCUCCCACUACACCCUCCGAAGUUAAAAUCAGAACCACCACAGGCACCACAGCUGGCCGUACCACAAGAGCUUCUGCCACCUCUGCGCCAGGAGAAACCUCCACUGCGGCAACCCAGUCUACAACAUCUCCUACAACACCGACUGAAGUUAAAAUCAGAACCACCACAGGCACCACAGCUGGCCGUACCACAAGAGCUUCUGCCACCUCUGCGCCAGGAGAAACCUCCACUGCGGCAACCCAGUCUACAACAUCUCCUACAACACCGACUGAAGUUAAAAUCAGAACCACCACAGGCACCACAGCUGGCCGUACCACAAGAGCUUCUGCCACCUCUGCGCCAGGAGAAACCUCCACUGCGGCAACCCAGUCUACAACAUCUCCUACAACACCGACUGAAGUUAAAAUCAGAACCACCACAGGCACCACAGCUGGCCGUACCACAAGAGCUUCUGCCACCUCUGCGCCAGGAGAAACCUCCACUGCGGCAACCCAGUCUACAACAUCUCCUACAACACCGACUGAAGUUAAAAUCAGAACCACCACAGGCACCACAGCUGGCCGUACCACAAGAGCUUCUGCCACCUCUGCGCCAGGAGAAACCUCCACUGCGGCAACCCAGUCUACAACAUCUCCUACAACACCGACUGAAGUUAAAAUCAGAACCACCACAGGCACCACAGCUGGCCGUACCACAAGAGCUUCUGCCACCUCUGCGCCAGGAGAAACCUCCACUGCGGCAACCCAGUCUACAACAUCUCCUACAACACCGACUGAAGUUAAAAUCAGAACCACCACAGGCACCACAGCUGGCCGUACCACAAGAGCUUCUGCCACCUCUGCGCCAGGAGAAACCUCCACUGCGGCAACCCAGUCUACAACAUCUCCUACAACACCGACUGAAGUUAAAAUCAGAACCACCACAGGCACCACAGCUGGCCGUACCACAAGAGCUUCUGCCACCUCUGCGCCAGGAGAAACCUCCACUGCGGCAACCCAGUCUACAACAUCUCCUACAACACCGACUGAAGUUAAAAUCAGAACCACCACAGGCACCACAGCUGGCCGUACCACAAGAGCUUCUGCCACCUCUGCGCCAGGAGAAACCUCCACUGCGGCAACCCAGUCUACAACAUCUCCUACAACACCGACUGAAGUUAAAAUCAGAACCACCACAGGCACCACAGCUGGCCGUACCACAAGAGCUUCUGCCACCUCUGCGCCAGGAGAAACCUCCACUGCGGCAACCCAGUCUACAACAUCUCCUACAACACCGACUGAAGUUAAAAUCAGAACCACCACAGGCACCACAGCUGGCCGUACCACAAGAGCUUCUGCCACCUCUGCGCCAGGAGAAACCUCCACUGCGGCAACCCAGUCUACAACAUCUCCUACAACACCGACUGAAGUUAAAAUCAGAACCACCACAGGCACCACAGCUGGCCGUACCACAAGAGCUUCUGCCACCUCUGCGCCAGGAGAAACCUCCACUGCGGCAACCCAGUCUACAACAUCUCCUACAACACCGACUGAAGUUAAAAUCAGAACCACCACAGGCACCACAGCUGGCCGUACCACAAGAGCUUCUGCCACCUCUGCGCCAGGAGAAACCUCCACUGCGGCAACCCAGUCUACAACAUCUCCUACAACACCGACUGAAGUUAAAAUCAGAACCACCACAGGCACCACAGCUGGCCCCAGCACUGCGGUCUCACCCAGAGAAGGCACAACCAUCAUCACUACCACCACCAGUACCUCUCCGCCUCAGACCGAAGGCACAACCACCAUCACCCCCCCCACAACAACAACUCCAGGCACCACCACUAUCCGCAUCUCCAAUAGCACUGACAACUGCGUGGUGGAGCGCUGUGCCUGGACACAGUGGUUUAAUGUAGACUCCCCUACUCCAGGCAGCGAAAAUGGAGAUUUAGAGACAUUUGAAAACAUCCGAGCUGCUGGCUAUGAGUUGUGUGAGAAGCCUCAAGACAUCAAGUGCCGAGCUAAAGACUACUCUGACACAAUUGUGAAAAUAAUGGAACAGAAAUUUGACUGCAGUCUUGACAGAGGGCUAGUGUGCAGAAAUAAGGAUCAGACUAUUAAGUACCCCACCUGCUUCGACUACGAGGUCUCAGUGCUGUGCUGUGACCGAAAACCCUGCCAGACAACAGUGCCAACCCCAGGAACCACUGUAAGCACCACGACAACAUACUUCCCAGCAGAAACGACCACAGUAACAACAAAACCUACAGCAACACCAACUGCUGCCACCACACUUCCACUGCAAGAAAUAACAACCACUCUAGGAACAACAAGGACCCUCUCAACAGAAGGAACCACCAUCGUCACCCCAAAAUACACAGAGCCUAUGAAAAUACAAACCACCACAGGCAGCACAGCGGUCCCAAGCACCAAGGCUUCAGCCACAGAGGGCACAACCAUCAUCACUACCACCACCAGCACCUCUCCGCCUCAGACUGAAGGUACAACCACCAUCACCCCACCCACAACAACAACUCCAGGCACCACCACUAUCCGCAUCUCCAAUAGCACUGACAACUGCGUGGUGGAGCGCUGUGCCUGGACACAGUGGUUUAAUGUAGACUCCCCUACUCCAGGCAGCGAAAAUGGAGAUUUAGAGACAUUUGAAAACAUCCGAGCUGCUGGCUAUGAGUUGUGUGAGAAGCCUCAAGACAUCAAGUGCCGAGCUAAAGACUACUCUGACACAAUUGUGAAAAUAAUGGAACAGAAAUUUGACUGCAGUCUUGACAGAGGGCUAGUGUGCAGAAAUAAGGAUCAGACUAUUAAGUACCCCACCUGCUUCGACUACGAGGUCUCAGUGCUGUGCUGUGACCGAAAACCCUGCCAGACAACAGUGCCAACCCCAGGAACCACUGUAAGCACCACGACAACAUACUUCCCAGCAGAAACGACCACAGUAACAACAAAACCUACAGCAACACCAACUGCUGCCACCACACUUCCACUGCAAGAAAUAACAACCACUCUAGGAACAACAAGGACCCUCUCAACAGAAGGAACCACCAUCGUCACCCCAAAAUACACAGAGCCUAUGAAAAUACAAACCACCACAGGCAGCACAGCGGUCCCAAGCACCAAGGCUUCAGCCACAGAGGGCACAACCAUCAUCACUACCACCACCAGCACCUCUCCAGCUCAGACUGAAGGUACAACCAUCAUCAUCCCGACAACAGCAAGAGUGUCAACACCAGCCACCAGCACUGCCAGCACCUCCAGGACUGCCGAGAGAAGUACCACAAGAGCUUCUGCCACCUCUGCACCAGGAGAAACCUCCACAGCAGCAACCCAGUCUACAACAUCUCCCACAACACCCUCUGAAGUUAAAAUAAGAACCACCACAGUUCCUAUCCCUGCCACCAGGACUGCCAGCACCUCCAGGAUUACCACAGCAGUAAGCACCACGAGAACCUCUGCCACCUCUACUCCAGGAGAAACCUCCACUGUGGCAACCCAGUCUACAACAUCUCCCACUACACCCUCUGAAGUUAAAAUAAGAACAACAACAGUACCUAUGCCUGGCAGCACCUCCAGGACUACCGAGAGAAGUACCACAAGAGUUUCUGCAACAUCUGCUCCAGGAGAAACCUCCACUGUGUCAACCCAGACCCUGAUGUUAAAAUAA